GCCACACCAGAGGCCCCGGAGAGACUCCCUGUUCUUCUGAUAUGGAAAAGAGCAGAGACGCCCUUCUGAGCAUCACAGUCGCAGAGAUCCUUGAAAUCUGCCAAGGUGUGCAAGCAGAACGUCAUGUGACCCCCGAGCACGCCUCUAAUCCUCCCAUGGACCGAAAUAGCUCAACCUUGGGGUGGCAGGAGCCUCUGGACGAUGAGGCAGGGACGGAAUGCCCGAGGGACCAGGAGUACAUUCUUCUGUGUGAAGGUGUGCGGCAACAAGAUAAGGACCUGUCGGCUGAAGAAACAAUAUUUUUGGAGGAGUUUCCCAUCUUCAAAGAGGAGCUAGAAGUGGAAAUUAGAGAGCUCCAUGCCCUUGCAGACGACAUCGACACAGCCCACAGAACAGUCACCAAGGCCAACAUGGUGGCCACCUCCAUCACUGUGGUCUCAGACGCCAUGAGCAUCCUGGGUCUGGUCCUCGCACCAGCAACAAUAGGAGGAAGUCUCAUGCUCUCUGCCGCUGGUAAAGCUCUGGGGACAGCAGCCGGCCUCACCAGCAUCUUCACCGACGUUAUGGAACACUUCCAGAAUCAAGAAGCUCAAACCCGGGCCAGCAGCCUAGUGUUCACCUGUGACCACGAGGUCAAGGAGGCUCAGGGAAAGGUCUUCCAUGCCAUGAGUGUCGGAAAGAAGGCCUUCAAUUGCGGAAGUAACAUCAGGAAUGUCAAGAGGAACAUACGUGCCUUUCAAGCGGCCAGAGCCCACCCACGCCUGGCCACUGCCGCCAAGCGUCUCCUGACCACUCGCCAACUCUCGGCCCGAAGGAGCAGGCAGGUGCAAAGGGUCUUUAAGGGCACAGAGGUGCUGUUAAAGAAAAGUGCUCGCGUGCUGUGUGGUGCUGUGACUGGCUUCUCCCUCUGCCAGGACAUGGUCACCCUCCUGAGCGACUGGAGGCAACUGAAGGAAGGAGCAAGAACCAAGAUGGCGGAAGAGCUGAGGGCCCACGCUUGGGAGCUGGAAGACCAGCUGACAGAACUCACCCAGCUCUACGAGAGCCUUCAGCAGCAGAACCUCUUGCAAGAGAAAAGGCCCAGGAUCUCAUCUUCAGAAGGAGCCGGGGGUCUCUGGCUCCGGCCCCAGGCAGGAGUGGUGAAAGGAGAGGAUUAG
Messenger RNA from Lontra canadensis (Northern American river otter), 1157 nucleotides. It is a transcript of the gene APOL6, whose product is annotated as apolipoprotein L6. Gene Ontology annotation, biological process: lipid transport; lipoprotein metabolic process. Gene Ontology annotation, molecular function: lipid binding. The coding region runs from base 42 to 1157 and encodes 371 amino acids. NCBI's taxonomy places the organism in Eukaryota, Metazoa, Chordata, Mammalia, Carnivora, Mustelidae. The record is from RefSeq and is a predicted model, not a curated record. The transcript is spliced from 5 exons. Gene Ontology annotation, cellular component: membrane; extracellular region.